AACCGUGUAAGCCAAUGACGCCCGUCUGGGGGCGGGCCUUUGUGAAGGAUUCGUUUCCGGGGCACGUGAGAGUCAAACGCACGUGCGGAUGUUUUGCGGAGCGGCUCGUGUCGUGUGCGCGCAGUAAGAUCUUCACAAUCUGUGCUGUUUCCUUCUCGUUCCGUCUUUCAGCGCGUUUUUACUGCCUUCGAAGAGCCUGCCGUUUCUGCAGCUGUCGUCUAAGAUCUCAGGCCCGAUGGAGGACACCGAGGCUCUGACCGGCGAGAAACGCUCCUGCCCCGAAGAGCAUCCGGGUCACGCCGCCAAGAGACUCCGAGUGGAGGAGGAGGAGGAGAGCCGAGGAGGAGAUGAGGAAGAGCAGCCGUGUGAGGAGGAGGAGGAGGAGGAGGAGGAGGAGGAGAGCUUCGCUGACAUGAUGAAGCACGGACUCAGUGAGGCAGAUGUGGGCAUUCUCAAGUUCAUCAGCGAGCACCGAGGCUUCUCCGGCAUCCUGAAGGAGAGGUACUCAGACUUCGUGGUGCAUGAGAUCAAUAAGGAGGGCAGCACGGUGCGUCUGGAUGAUCUGUGUGUUCCUGCUGAUGUCGAGGAGGAGGCUCCGGAGUGCAGCUCGGUCGACUCUCAGACUCUCACAGAAGAGCAGAAGCAGCGUCUGGAGGAGCUGCAGCUCUUCAAGAACAAGGAGGCCAGCGUGGACAUCGAGGUGCAGGAGGAUUCGAAGGAGAAGCGCACUCUUCUGCACAGAGCGGUGAAGACGCUGUAUCCCGGCCUGGAGACCAAGACCGAGGACAGAGACGGGAAGAAGUUCAUCGUGGCGUAUCACGCUGCUGGGAAGAAAGCGCUGGCAGCCCCUCGAAAGCAUUCAUGGCCAAAGAACCGCGGGAGUUUCUGUCAUUUUGUGCUCUAUAAGGAGAACAAGGACACCAUGGACGCCAUCAACCUCCUGUCCAAGUUCCUCAGGGUCAGACCCAACAUGUUCUCCUACAUGGGCACCAAAGACAAGAGGGCCAUCACGGUGCAGGAGAUCGCAGUGCUGAAGAUCAGCGCUGAGAGAUUGUCUCACCUCAACAAGUGCCUCAUGAACCUGAAGCUGGGAAACUUCAGCUAUAAGAAGCAUCCAUUAAAACUGGGAGAGCUGCAGGGAAACCACUUCACGGUGGUCCUCAGGAAUAUCUCCGGCUCUCUGGAGCAGGUGGAGCAGGCCAUGACUUCACUCAGAGAAACCGGCUUCAUCAACUACUACGGCAUGCAGCGCUUCGGCACCACAGCCGUUCCCACGCACAGAGUCGGCAGAGCGAUUCUGCAGAACAACUGGAAGGAAGUCGUGGAUCUCAUCCUGAAACCUCGUCCUGGAGCGGAGAAGGGCUAUCUGGUGAAGUGCAGAGAGGAGUGGGCGCGCUCUCAGGACCCCGAGGCAGCGCUGAAGAAGCUGCCGGUCAAACGCUGCGUGGAGGGUCAGUUACUGCGAGGCCUGGCCAAGUACGGCAAAAACAACAUCAUCACAGCCUUCGGACUGAUCCCUCGUAACAACAGGCUGAUGUACAUCCACAGCUAUCAGAGCUACGUCUGGAACUGUAUGGUCAGCAAACGCAUGGAGGCCUUCGGACUCAGAGCCGUGGAGGGAGAUCUGGUUCUCAGAGGGAGCUCGGCUCAUGUUCUGUCCGCUGAUGAGGCAGAGAAACACUCCGUUCAUGACGUGGUGAUGCCGCUGCCGGGGUUUGACGUCAUUUAUCCCACUCACAGUGUGGGUCGAGGCUACAGAGACAUGCUGAGCGUCGAUGACCUGGACAUUGAUAACAUGAGGCACAAGGUUCGGGAUUAUUCUCUGGCCGGCGCUUACAGGAGGAUCCUCAUCCGCCCCAGAGACGUCAGCUGGGAGCUGAUCCAGUACGAUGAUCCACGAGUGCCUCUUGUUCUCACAGAUGUGGAGAAACUAGAAGACGCUCCGGCUCCGGUCUACCUCAAAGAGGGGAAGUUUCGGGCCCUGAAGAUGGAGUUUUCUCUGCCGUCCUCCACCUACGCCACGAUGGCGGUCAGAGAAGUGCUAAAGAUGGACACCAGCAUCAAGAAUCAGACCCAGCUCAACAGCAGCUGGCUAAACUGACCGUCACAAACACGCUCUGGAUCUUCCACCAGCUGUAUCUGCUCACAUUAUAUCACUGAUAAAGACUUGACUGACUGAUGUUUGUCAUUUUGACACCGUGAAGAAGCUACAGCACAGAUUUCAGUUUAUUCAGUUUUAGUGUUUGUUUUUUAAUGAGUAUUUUUUAGAGCUCUGCCAGAGUAUAAAGACCGUUCUUACACAUAUUUCCAGAGCUUUAGCAGAAACUGAACAUCGAGCAGUAAAUGAACAUAUUCUGGUUCUUAUAAGAUUGAUUUGAUUCCUGCUGAAUAUUCAAUUAGUCAGUGUAAAUAAUUUGAAUCUGAAUAAAUGAAUCUGCCUGAUUCUUUUAUGUA
Molecule: messenger RNA, 2454 nt
Organism: Onychostoma macrolepis
Lineage: Eukaryota; Metazoa; Chordata; Actinopteri; Cypriniformes; Cyprinidae
Gene: pus7
Product: pseudouridine synthase 7
Exons: 17
Coding region: 236-2101 (621 amino acids)
Biological process (GO): pseudouridine synthesis
Cellular component (GO): nucleus
Molecular function (GO): pseudouridine synthase activity; RNA binding
Source: RefSeq, a predicted model, not a curated record